Messenger RNA from Impatiens glandulifera, 1963 nucleotides. Its product is annotated as nucleobase-ascorbate transporter 7-like. Gene Ontology annotation, molecular function: transmembrane transporter activity. Lineage: Eukaryota; Viridiplantae; Streptophyta; Magnoliopsida; Ericales; Balsaminaceae. Gene Ontology annotation, biological process: transmembrane transport. Gene Ontology annotation, cellular component: membrane. The transcript has 15 exons. The record is from RefSeq and is a predicted model, not a curated record. The coding region runs from base 198 to 1811 and encodes 537 amino acids.
AUGAAAUUAGAACAUAGGUUCGGUGGAGAAAUUAGCUUUAUCUUUACGUGAAAAGAGAGUAGCUAUCUUAUAAGACCAUAAUUUAACUGUUUUUUUCUUCAGAGAUUCCAUUCGUCGUGCUUCUUUUCUCUCAUUUGAGUAAAACAUCUCUGAUCAGAUUGGUUUCUGGGUUUUAGCCGGAAAAGGAAAAAAGGGUCAUGGCCGGAGGUGGAGGAGGAGGAGGAGCUGCGCCGCCGCCGAAGCAGGAAGAGUUACAACCACACCCAGUAAAGGAACAACUUCCUAAUGUUUCUUAUUGCAUUACCAGUCCACCUCCUUGGCCUGAGGCCAUUCUUCUUGGUUUUCAACAUUACCUAGUGAUGCUUGGGACAACAGUUCUGAUUCCAUCUUCUAUUGUUCCUCAAAUGGGAGGGGGGAAUGCAGAGAAGGCAAAAGUGAUUCAAACACUAUUGUUUGUGUCUGGGAUCAACACAUUUACUCAGACAUUGUUUGGGACAAGAUUACCAGCUGUGGUUGGAGGAUCCUACACUUUCAUUCCAACAACUUUGUCUAUUAUUUUGGCUGGAAGAUACAAUGAUGUCUUAGAUCCUCAAGAGAAAUUUAAGAAGAUAAUGAGGGGUAUUCAAGGAGCACUUAUAGUUGCUUCUACUCUUCAGAUUGUUCUUGGAUUUAGCGGUCUUUGGAGAAACCUCACAAGAUUCUUGAGUCCUCUUUCUUUGGUUCCUUUGGUUUCUUUGACUGGCUUUGGGCUAUAUGAAUUUGGUUUUCCUCUACUGACUAAGUGUGUGGAAAUUGGACUUCCUCAGCUCAUCAUUCUAGUCAUUUUUGCUCAGUAUCUUCCGCAUUUAAUGAAAGGGGAAAGACAGAUAUUCAAUCGGUUUGCUGUUAUAUUCUCUGUUGUUAUUGUUUGGAUUUACGCUCAUUUACUCACAGUUGGCGGUGCUUAUAAGAACAAACCAAUGAAGACUCAGUCAAGCUGUCGAACUGAUCGCGCUGGAAUUAUUGGUGGUGCUUCAUGGAUAAGUAUUCCAUAUCCAUUUCAAUUUGGACCUCCAACAUUCGACGCUGGCGAAUCAUUUGCAAUGAUGGCUGCUUCAUUUGUUGCUCUAGUAGAGUCUACGGGUGUUUACAUUGCUGCAUCGCGUUAUGCAAGUGCGACGCCAAUUCCUCCUUCUGUUCUUAGUCGAGGUGUUGGUUGGCAGGGGGUGGGAAUACUAUUUUCUGGGGUAUUUGGAACAGGAAAUGGUUCAUCUAUAUCUGUGGAAAACGUCGGUUUGCUUGCAUUGACUCGUGUUGGUAGCAGACGGGUGGUGCAGAUUUCUGCCGGUUUCAUGCUUUUCUUUUCCAUUCUCGGGAAAUUUGGAGCAAUAUUUGCAUCAAUACCUGCUCCAAUAAUUGCAGCUUUAUACUGUCUUUUCUUCGCAUAUGUAGGUUCAGGAGGUCUCAGUUAUCUACAAUUCUGCAAUUUGAACAGUUUUAGAACAAAGUUCAUAUUGGGAUUCUCGUUUUUCAUGGGCUUAUCAAUUCCGCAAUAUUUCAACGAGUAUACAGCCAUAAAUGGAUAUGGACCUGUCCACACGAAAUCGAGAUGGUUUAAUGACAUGGUGAAUGUGACAUUUUCUUCGGAACCAUUUGUGGCGGGAAUGUUGGCAUUGUUCUUGGACAGUACAAUGAAAGGAAAAGAUACCGCAACCAAAAAGGACAGAGGAAUGCAAUGGUGGGAAAGGUUUAGAUCGUUUAAAACAGACACGAGGAGCGAGGAGUUCUAUUCGCUGCCAUUUAACCUUAACAAGUUCUUCCCACCUGUCUGAAAACAUAGAAUUAUUUGUUCUUAUUAAGAUCUUUCCAAUUGGGUUGUUCUUGAAUUUAGAAAGCUUUGUCUUUUGGAACAAACAACAAACAGUGUAGAAGAGGCUCUUUUUUUAUAUUUUUGGAACUACAAUCCAAGAAUUUGGCUUUUUAG